Plenodomus lingam JN3 is the source of this 1317-nucleotide messenger RNA. RefSeq lists its product as uncharacterized. The record is from RefSeq and is a predicted model, not a curated record. Lineage: Eukaryota; Fungi; Ascomycota; Dothideomycetes; Pleosporales; Leptosphaeriaceae.
AUGUCGCACCAGUCGUACUGGACGACAGCGCCACCUCGCUCGCCGUAUGAAAUCUACCAGCAUGGAAACAUGCUGAGAGAAGGCGCGUUCACCAGUCCAGCUUCCCAUAUUUGGCCCUACAGACCACUCCCCUCAUACGGAUUGGCGCGCGGCAUGGCGCCUCCCGUUCCCAAUAUGCUACCUCUUGCAGCUACGACGCAGAGCCCAUGGUCUGGCCUGGCAUCCUAUCCACCCAGCAGAUUACCGUAUGCGGAUCAGUUUAGCCCAAUACUCCCUCACUUUGGUCUUCGAACAGCGCCCUCUCAGAUGAAUGACACCAUGGCAGAUGUUAUCUCGCCAAGGACUAGAGCUUUUCCGACUAGGGUGGCACCAUGGAAUGGCACAUUUCAAAGCCCAAUCGAACCAUUCACCGUCCAGGCUGAAGUUGAUACUGGGCAGAGGCAGAGUCGGCUCCCACUUGACAGCACCGCGAGGAAGGCACCGCGGAAGGCUUGUGCUAUACCUACAAGCGAUCCCCCCGACCCGAAAAACCCUCCACCGCGGAGACUCCAAGCCAAAGAGAUCUCAGGACGCGUCGCAAAGCCAAAGAGUAGACGCAAGAAGGAGAAAUCACUGGCUACGACAUCUCGCUCCAAGCUGCCCAACCGUGCGACAUCGAAAAGGGCUAGGAAACCAGCACGGUCUAAACAAAAUAAUGCUACAACAAGCAGUGGCGUGAUGCUAGAAGAAGAUGACGAAGAUAGUGAUGUACCCACCCUCACUGUGCGAUCCAGACAGCCAAUCCAAGCGGAAGAUGAGCCUACAAAUUCAAUACAGCCGACCAUUGAAAGGGAAGAUGUCAUCCGCGAAGCUCAGUGGCGCUCUCAGACUCCCCCGGCCCCGGAGCCACAGCCUAUCGAGCUGACAUCCACCGUGCCAUCUUUGAACCACCAACCGCGAGGGCCUCUUCCACGAUGCAAGUGCGACGUUCCUGAGGCUUUACAGGGAGUUCAAAAGGCCAUGGGCCCGGACAACUGGAAUGAGUACUUGGUAUUGCUGGAGAAGUUGUGGAUGGGGGAAAUCCAUGGUGAAGAUUUUGCUGUCGCGAGCAGGGCACUGUUUAGGAUCUUUGACGACAAAUUGAGGAUGAGAAUAAAUAGUCUUGUCAUGCGAGAUAUGAUCAAGCCAGGACUGGAGAAGUAUAUGGCGGAGACGGCGAGGGCAGAGGCAGACAAGACGAACGGUAUGGCAGAUAAGACAAUGGGCAAGGAUGAGGCAGACAAAGUGCGAGAGCAGAGUACUGGAAAGGAAAAGGACGAUGGAGUAGUAGAUUGCUGA